UGGCGUCUCCCGCCGCGGACACCCAGGCGCGGACCCUGAGGAGCCAGCCGAUUCUACUCUACGUCGGUCAGAAGCCAGCGUUUGGAAGCCGGCCGAAAUGGGGCCGGGUUGAGCCGCCCGCCGCCGUCCGAGCAGCGCGGCCAAGGAUGGAGGGGCCGGCGGAGCUCAGCCCCGAAGCCGUGCUGCGCUUCCUCUCGGAGCGCGGGGGUCGGGCCCGGCAAGCCGAACUGGUGCAGCACUUCAGGGGUGCCCUGGGCGGCGAGCCAGAGCAGCGCACCCGCGCCCGCGCCCUUUUCAAGGAGCUGGUCAAUGCGGUGGCCACGGUGCGCACCGACGCUGCCGACGGCUCUAAGUACGUGCACCUUAAGAAGAGGUUCUUGGAGGGGGCCCCACCGUCCGAAGCCGUGCCCCUACGGGACCUGCCCAGUAUCUCGGUGACUCCAGAGCCCGAGUCCAGCAGCUGCGCCCCUGGGGCGCCCGACGGCCUGGUCGAGACCCGGGAGAGCGGCCUGUGCGCAGAGGUAGCGUCCCCCGAGGCGUCCCCAAGUCCGCGUUGCGAGCCGAGCGAUGGGGAGCCCCCGGCCGCAGCGCUUGGGCAGCCAAGCCCGGCCGGCGAGAGCCGGAACGGGCCGCCCCUGAGCGGCGGUGCCCCGAGGAAAAACUCGCGGCGAGACAUGCAACCUUCCCCCCAGGGACCGGUCUCCGGGCCCAGCGAGGACCUGGCGGCCCCGCCCCACGGCUGCGGCGAAAUGGACUCGGGCAGUUCCCCCGGGGCGGUAACCACCCCAAGGUCUACCCGCCAGAACCUCCGGGACCUUGUGAUGGGCAGCUCCCCGCAGCUGAAAAGGAGCGUCUGUCCCGGGGGGAGCAGCCCGGGGAGCUCUUCUGGGGGAGUACGCGGCAAAGGCGGGGGCGACUCAGACAGCGCAUCAGUCGCUUCGUCGUCGGCAGAGGAGGAGAGCAGCGGCGGGGGUUCAGUGACGCUGGACCCUCUAGAACACGCCUGGAUGCUCUCAGCCUCUGACGGCAAGUGGGACAGCCUGGAAGGGUUGCUCACUUGCGAGCCCGGCCUGCUCGCCAAGCGAGACUUUAUCACCGGCUUCACCUGCCUGCACUGGGCCGCCAAGCACGGCAGGCAGGAGCUCCUGGCCAUGCUGGUCAACUUCGCUAACAAACACCAGCUGCCAGUGAACAUCAACGCCAGGACAAGCGGAGGCUACACUGCCCUGCACUUAGCUGCCAUGCACGGGCACGUGGAGGUGGUGAAGUUGCUGGUGGGGGCUUACGACGCAGACGUGGACAUCAGGGACUACAGUGGGAAAAAGGCUUCUCAGUACCUGAGUCAGAGCAUCGCGGAGGAAAUCAAGAACCUGGUGGGAGCCCUGGACGAGGACGAUGGAGAGAGUGCCACUGGCAGCGGGGGUGGGCGUUGGAGGCUUUCAAAGGUGCUCCCUUCACACCUCAUCACCUACAAACUGUCACAUGCCCUGGAGGAUGGAGGGGAUCAUCACCAUCACCACCACCACCACCACCACCACCACUUGACUGAGGGAUGGGCUGGAGCCAAAGCAAAGGAUCCAGGUCGCAAGGCCCCCGGCAGCUCUAGCGGACGAAUAAAACCCAGACUCAACAAAAUCCGCUUUCGCACCCAGAUCAUCCACACUACACCCUCUUUUAGAGACCCGGAGCAGCCACUGGAGGAGGGGGAGGAGGAAGAGGAGGAUCGGCCACUUAAAGGCCACUCAUCCUCAUUCAAACUAAGGCCGAAGUCCAAUGUAUUUGGGUAAAAAUAAUUCCUUUUAGAAAAUUCUAGGUUUAUUGGUCUUUAGGAAUAGAAUACACAGUGUAGGCAAGGAAGAGAGACCAGAAAAGAAGCUAAAUUCUACAUUCUUACUUGGGGAGUUGGAAUGGGUGGGAGGAAUUCCCCCUAGCAUUCUGUGUGAAGUAGGUUUCCCAGCGAUUUUUUUCAUCAAACCGUGCCCUAGGCCUCUUUUCCCUAUGCCACCCCUUUGCCCUGGAGUCCCUGUUUCUGAGGACUGGAAAUGUAUUUAAAUUGCGUGUACAGAAUUGAUGAUUGAGGGUUCCUUUGAUUUUACCAUUACUGGAUGCCAUGCAAAAUAAGGAAUAUUGCACUUUUAUGUUUCUGUUUUUAAAAGUGGUUACUCUUACAAGAGCAACAAGAAAUGCAAGUUGUAAUGAAAUUGUAAGUGUGAACAAAAUUACAUACUGCUCUGGUUUUUUGUUUUUUACUAAUUGCAUUUACCUUUUAAAAUACUACUCAAAGUCAGGUCAAAGUUGAAAAGCGACAAUACUAUUUAGAGAAUAAUGUGAAUAAAAAUGGUAACUUGUUUGUAUUGUAAGUAGUGCUCAACUAUUUUUUUAAAAAGCAAUUUCAACUUUAAUCACUGAACUAAAGAAAUAGGCAACAUUCAUUUUUGAGGUAAUCUAUAGUGUGGUUUCCUCUUAACUAUCCCUAGUAUCACUGCAGUCAGUGCUAAGGUACAUUAUUAAUAACUACACAUUUUUAUUUAAAGAGAACACUUAAUCUAUGGUACUUUUAAGUAAAACAUUGCCUUUGGCUCUGAUUCUCACUAAUUUGUUUUGUUAUUAUAAGUAAAUUUGCCAGAGUUUUAAUUCUAGGGAUCAUAUAACCGUUGGUUCUAUUUGACAUGACCCUAUUUGGUGGUACUUAGAUGUGAAUUGCCUACAGAAUCUGUUUCUGAUUUAGACGACUAGCAAAAAUUGGCAUAAAUGUUAGUGAGCCUAUGCUUCUGUGAAGUAAUUAUUAAAUCAAUGAUUCUCACAUAAGGUAUACUUUUUAUUUUACUAAUAAAGUACACUCAUAGUCUGUGCUCAUAGUCUGUGCUUUGUAGCAAUGUUUGCAAAUGUUUAUAAUACUAAAGACUUUCAAUUUUCCAAUGUUUCCUUGAAUUUGUUAGAGAUGUACAGUGAAGUUACUGAAAAGCUGGAUAGUAAAUCUACCCAGUUAAAAAUAGCACUUUAUAAAAGGGAAAAGAGAAGAGAUGGGGCUAUUUAUUUAAAUGCUGCUGGCUAUUGAAUUCUUUUGUAUAUAAGUGAAAAAUACUUUUCAUUAAGAUUACAGAGUUAAGUGUAGUUCUUAAUCACAUUUCAUUAAAAUUUGUUAGGGUAAACAUCUAUAUAAUAUAAAAUUUAACUCACAAGCAUAUUAAAUCAAUUUGUAACAAUUUAACAAUAUUCAAAACAACUUUGUGGGAGACUAAUUCUAACAAGUCCUUCUCCCUUAGUCUUUUUGGUCUCCUAACUGCUGAAGUGUAAGUACCUGCAGCCCAUAGAGGUAUAUAAGAUGUGUAUAAAUGUGAAUGAACAGGUAUAUAAAUGGCGCAGAACUGGAGACUCAAGAGAGUUCUUAGAUCUUUACUUUCCCAAGUCAGAGAAAUUUGUACUAAGUUUGUCAGCCUUUCUAGAUAGCAAUUGAAUUUGUUUAAAGACAUAUCAAAAAUAUUCACAUAAAAUAUAUAAGCUAUUAUCCAUUUGUGUGCCUUUUUUUUUUUUUAGGAUUAUGGAAGUGGUCUAGGUACAUUUGAGAAGCACUUUUAUCCAUACAUAUGGGUAAAAACAGUCUAAUUUUAUGUAAAUAGAGGUUCCUUGAGGGUGAAAAGCAGUCAUUUGUUUGGAAUCAUAUACACAUUACCUGUAUCUAGUGCAGAGCAAGCUAUAUAACUUCCCACCGAGGAAUCUGACAUUUCUUCUUUUUUUUUUUUUAAGAUUUUAUUUAUUUAUUUGACAGAGAGAGACACAGCGAGAGAAGGAACACAAGCAGGGGGAGCGGGAGAGGGAGAAGCAGGCUUCCUGCAGAGCAGGGAACCUAAUGUGGGCUCCAACCCAGGACCCUGGAACCAUGACCUGAGCCGAAGGGAGGGGCUUAACAACUGAGCCACCCAGGUGCCCCGGAAUCCUACAUUUCAUUGACAUAUAAAGCUAAAGUGAACUAUAAAAAGUAUAUACUGGGCGCCUGGGUGGCUCAGUUGGUUAAGCAACUGCCUUCGGCUCAGGUCAUGAUCCUGGGGUCCUGGGAUCGAGUCCCACAUCGGGCUCCCGGCUCAGCGGGGACCCUGCUUCUCCCUCUGACCCUCUCCCCUCUCAUGCUGUUUCUCUCUCUCUCUCUCUCAAAUAAAUAAAUAAAUAAAAUCUUUAAAAAAAAUAAAUAAAUAAAUAAAUAAAUAAAAAGUAUAUACUUCAGAGCCAUCUAAAUGUUCUAUUAAAGUCAGUAUUAAUCUCGAAACGUAUAUAUUCGUAACGAAUUGCACAAAAUCUAUAAUUUACUGGAUCUUUAGAGAUUGCGUCAAUACUUCAUUUAACCUGCUUUUCACAGUAAAGAUUUUAACUUUAACAAUAAACUCUAAAUUUUCAAAAAUCAUUCCUGAGGGGAACUACUUCUAGCAUUCCUUGUCAUUAUGUGCUUGUGUGCAAUAAGUAUAGCAUUUUCAGCUACUUAAACUCUAUAUUCCUCUUAUUUUUCAUUUUCCAAAUUGAGAUUAUUAAAAGCAAAUGAUCUGUGUAAUUUGUUUUUGUGGAGUUGUUUCUGCCAUUAAUGGAAAUAUAUAUGUCAAUUACUUAGAUGUUUGUUGAUAUGAAACUGUGUAGGGUAGACAACCCAAGUAUAUCCAUGUGUUUCUUAUAGAUACACUUGAAACUAGUGAGUGUUUGGUCACAAUUCUCUACCCUUUUAUGGUAUGUAAAAUGCAGCUAGUUUAUAUAACUUGAAAAUCUGGUACUAUUUUAUUCAUGACUGAAAUCUUGGGAGUCCAGGAUGCCUCGUCUCUUAUUUUUUAAAUGAGUGAAACUUUGGGAGUUUAUAGAGUGUAUAAUUUGUAAAGUUUGUUUUGUCAAAAUAAAAGGU
Messenger RNA from Zalophus californianus (California sea lion), 4882 nucleotides. RefSeq names its product sosondowah ankyrin repeat domain family member C (gene SOWAHC). Gene Ontology annotation, molecular function: protein binding. The transcript has a single exon. Lineage: Eukaryota; Metazoa; Chordata; Mammalia; Carnivora; Otariidae. The record is from RefSeq and is a predicted model, not a curated record. The coding region runs from base 147 to 1787 and encodes 546 amino acids.